GUUCGUCAGACGUUGGUUAGUAGUUGUCUACGACUCUACGUAAUUUCGUCAACCUCAACUUACGUUUAAACAAAUCCAGUAUUCGAAUUGUUGCUCGCUUGGUCGUUGAUCGUUGACCGUUAACGUACUGAAUAUUAAUAAUUAGUUAUGAUGGAAGAAGAAGAUACCAAAAAAAUAUCUUUUUCGUUUAAACAAAUAUCUAAACCUAAGGUAAUUCCUGUAUUUCCAAAAACAGAGAAAGCAAUUCAGUUUAUUGAAUGCGUCGAAGAGAAAUCGAUUAAAGUGGCUGGAGCAGUAGAAAAGGUUGAUCAUGAAUUAGUUAUUCAUAUGCCAAAAUCAGUUAAACAGAGGCUACCAGCAAAAGAAUUUGUAAGCUCAAUAUCAAACAAACCACAAGAAAACGGAGCGUCAACAUUGGAAGAAAUGGCUGUACAGGCAAUAUUAAAGGGUUGUAAAAAAAAAAAAGGAGAUGAAGAAGAAGAAGAAGAAGAUACAAGAAUAGUUGAAGUACCAUUGAUAAUCGAUCCUCAGGAAGGGAUGGAGAUGUCUACGGCCGAAGACUAUGAAACUAUACCGAUUGAUAAAUUUGGAUUAGCUAUGCUUCGAGGUAUGGGUUGGAAACCUACUAAAGGUGUUGGUAAUAAUUCUCAAAUAACUUCUACUAGUCUGCCAGAGAUCAGGUCUAAAGGAAUGGGUUUGGGCGCUGAUAAAUUAGUUAAAUCUGUACCAAAAACACUAAGUUCUGAAGGAGAACUAAAACUCAAAAGAGGAUCUUUUGUACAAUUUACUAUUGGAAAACUGAAUGGCCAGUAUGGACAAGUUUGUGGUUUUGAUGAAUUAUCCUCAAGAGUGAUUGUGAAAGUUUCACGCACUGGAGAAUUAGAGAAUGUUAGCGAAAAUUUAUUCAAUCUGGUYACAAAAAGUGAAUUUGAUAAAAAUUGUAAUGUAAUUAAUAUAAAACAGUAUAAAGAAUAUCAUGAAGGUAAAACUAAAUCGAAUGACAGUGAUGAUCAAUCUAAUCAUCGUGAAAAAAUAGUUAAAGAAGACAUUUACGAUGAUCGUCAAUCUAGACACCAUAAAACAAAAAAAAGCAAACAUUCCAGAUCACCACAUAGAAAACAUAAAUCUAAUCACAAUAAACAUAAAAAAUAUAAACACAAAAAGUCUUCAUCGUAAUAUAUGUAUA
Messenger RNA from Diuraphis noxia (Russian wheat aphid), 1186 nucleotides. RefSeq names its product G-patch domain and KOW motifs-containing protein. Lineage: Eukaryota; Metazoa; Arthropoda; Insecta; Hemiptera; Aphididae. Gene Ontology annotation, cellular component: spliceosomal complex. Gene Ontology annotation, molecular function: nucleic acid binding. The record is from RefSeq and is a predicted model, not a curated record. Gene Ontology annotation, biological process: mRNA splicing, via spliceosome.